GCUAAAGAAACAUUCCAGCGACAUUGGCGAAAGAACUCUCGGCUGGGUCCUCCGGAGGAUGCAAAUCCUGAAUUUGGGAGGCGCCAUGAAGUCACAGGUCUUUUUAUCCAACAUGAACAGAAUUAUUUACCAGCUUUUGGCGGUGGGAGUCUGCUUCGCCAUAGGCCACGCUUUGCAGUGCUAUGAGUGUAAAAUUGGCUUCUGGAACUUGUGCCUAACCAAGGAGGUGACCUGUGCCAAAGGGGAGCAUUGCUUCAGCGGUAAAGGCUCGGCUGCCGGCUUCGUGGACGUCUCCAUGAAGGGCUGCCUGGCCAUGGUCGAGUGCAACUCCACCAAAGAGGUGAACUUCCCCUCCAGCAGCUCCAACGCCACCAUCUACAAGAUGACCAGGACGUGCUGUGACACCAACCUGUGCAACGCUGCGCCCGGCCUGCCCGCCGCCUCGGGCCUGCACUUGGCCCUCGCCACCAUCAGCGCCCUCCUCCUGGUCAACGUGCUGGUGUGAAAUGUCCUCUCAGCAACAUAACCAGCCGCACCGACAGACAGCCUGCUUUUGUUUCCACCUUAUAAAACCUUUUCGAAAGCUCCAAUCCAUUUCCUCGUGUCGUUUCUAGAUUCAUGCCGAAAUUGAGCAGUUGUAAGAAAAACACUGUUGAAAAAGUUGCACACAUUUUUCUAAUUGUGCUCGUUGCCAAAAGCUUUUUGUUCCUCUUGAAAUUAAUCAUUUCCUUUUUUUUUCCGGUGCGAAUAAUCCCUUCUAUUUUUCCUGUUUAACUGGAUUCAUUGUUCUAAAUAUCGGUGUUGCUUCCAAGCUGUGUGGGUUGUUUUUAUUUGGACUGCAUACAGUAAAGGGUGAGCGUUUGUUUAUUUAGACAUAACAUUGAGAUAAGGUGAAUUUGCACACCAUAACAGCUCUUAUCUCUGGAUUUGUGCCCAACAACUUCCUCAUGCGGACACUUUUACUUUCUACUCCUCCCAAACGGCGCGUGUGUGAGUGUGUGUGGAAAUGGCACAACUCGUAAUAUUGUAUGAUUUCAAAAAUAUGCAAUAAAAUUUUCACCCCA
This is a messenger RNA of Dunckerocampus dactyliophorus (ringed pipefish), 1064 nucleotides long. Its product is annotated as prostate stem cell antigen-like. The record is from RefSeq and is a predicted model, not a curated record. Bases 59 to 505 code for a protein of 148 amino acids. The transcript has 4 exons. NCBI's taxonomy places the organism in Eukaryota, Metazoa, Chordata, Actinopteri, Syngnathiformes, Syngnathidae.